AUGAACGUUCUCGAUGCAGCGAUAUCACACCUCUCUCUUCUCGUCCAGUUAUUUGCGGCAUCGCCAAUCUGCCAAAUCGCCCUCUUCGGGCUCGUCACCUGGCGGCUGUGGCGUUUCACCAUCAGUCCUGCUCUCUAUCCUGAAGAUCCGAGGGAGGUUCCAUACUGGAUUCCGUGUAUGCCUUCAUUCCAAAUCGCAAAACAGAAUCGCACAAAAGAGCCCUUCGCAAUUACCUUUGCCGGACAAACAAUGUACAUCAUCUCAGAUCCAAAGGAUGCAGCAGAGAUCAGCAGAAAUUCAACCAAUGUGUCCCGCGAUCUGCCAACGAAAGAGAUGUACACGCGGCUGGGAAUAACACAGACGGUUGUGGAUCAACUCUUUACCAUUCAGCCUGAUACUAGCGCAGGGUCUGGGAACUCAGAAACCAACAACAACACCAGUUCACUGCAUCCAACAGACACAAUAAUGGAGAUGUACCGAGUGCAUCUGUCCCCGGGCCCUCGGCUAGAUACGUUCCUGGAAGCAGAUAUCAUCCCGCGGAUCCAGGCGGCGUUCAAACUGGACAGCCUCCAGCAAAUGAGUGCGAGGGGCAUCAUCGGAGCGUAUUACGGCGAUCUCCUCUUCUGUCUUCACCCCGGCCUCAUGCAGCAGUACAUGAUCUGGGAGAAAGUGAACUGGAAAUUCAUAUUCGGACUCCCAAGCUUCCUCAGCGGGGACAUGCUAGAUGCGCAGCGUGGACUAGUUGAUGCCUUUACCAGGUAUUUUGCCAUUCCGGCUGAGAAACGAGGGCACAGCAACUUUUGGGUUGAUUCGGUGGAGAGCCUCCUCCGACACCUGGAUAUCAGCAACGAGGAUAUUGGUCGGCUGUUUAUGCUUCAGACCUGGGGGAUCCUGGGCAACGUCUUCAAGACAACAUUCUGGGUCGUCGCAUAUAUACUCGACGACCCGGCUCUCGUUGAAGCCAUCACCACAGAAAUCCAUCCUGCUGUCACACGGGGCCCGCAAGGAGUGACAAUACAUCAUCAUUACUUAUCAGAGAAGUGUCCCAAGCUCGACUCGCUAUUCAGCGAAGUGCUACGGCUGACCAUGACGAGCCCGAUGGCGCGGGACAUCGUAUCACCAGCUACGAUCGGUAGCCGGCGAUUACGGGAGGGGAGGAGGGUGCUGAUCCUCUACCGCCAGCUGCACCUCGACCCUACAACCUGGGGCCCAACGCCCGAAAGGUUCCAGCCAGAUCGCUUCCUCCGGGAUAUCACGCUGAAGUCGAACAUUGCAUAUCGACCGUGGGUAGCAGGCAAGAAUUUAUGCCCGGGCAGGUUCCUGGCCAAAAGGGCUGUCUUUACGUUUGUUGCGUGUCUGUUUGGUCAGUUUGAUGUUAGUCUCGUGGAUGAACGCGGUGGGCAAAUUGGCGAUACGAGUGGGAAUGGAGGAAAGAAGACAUUCAGCAGGUUGGGUAAAGCGUUCCCGGAAGCUGAUCUGUCGAAGCCGACACCAGGAAUUGCAAGUAUUGCUGAUGGACAGGAUGUUUUGCUGCGGUUGCGGCGGAGGGAUAGGGCUAGGGCUCCUGUACCGCGGAGGGACUGAUAAGGCGUAUGCACUUUGGAUGCGUUCUUAGAUAGUGAUAAGUAUUGAUACUGUGUGCCUAUCUUCGUUGAGUAUUGUU
Aspergillus sclerotioniger CBS 115572 is the source of this 1663-nucleotide messenger RNA. Its product is annotated as cytochrome P450. Gene Ontology annotation, molecular function: iron ion binding; steroid hydroxylase activity; heme binding. Lineage: Eukaryota; Fungi; Ascomycota; Eurotiomycetes; Eurotiales; Aspergillaceae. The transcript is spliced from 5 exons. The coding region runs from base 1 to 1584 and encodes 527 amino acids. The record is from RefSeq and is a predicted model, not a curated record.